Paramecium sonneborni is the source of this 333-nucleotide messenger RNA. The record is from the annotation of a GenBank genome assembly. NCBI's taxonomy places the organism in Eukaryota, Ciliophora, Oligohymenophorea, Peniculida, Parameciidae.
AUGAAAAUAUUUAUUAUAAGUGUCCUCUUAAUUACAAUUGCUAUAGCUUAAACAGAAGAUGGAGGUUAUGAUUAAAUUAAAGCAUGGAGAGAAAGAAUAUAAUUCAAAUAAGAUUAUGAGAAAUUAUAGGAUAUGAUUCAAUAAGUUGAUCAUAUUAUUGCUUAUUUAGAUACGGAAUAAGGAAAGUAAUUUCAUUCAAUUUAUUUUAAGAAAUCUUACUCCUAAACAAUAUGAAGAGUUGCUUAAUGAAAUAACAAUUAUAGAAGAUGAAAUCAAAGUUAUAACCUCAUCUUAUAAAGAAGACGAUUUAUGAUUAUGUAUUUUAUUGCGUCA